AUGUUUAAUUAUUUAGGAUCAUAUGGCUGCGGUCUUCUCUGCUGCGGUAGGGAAAGGCAACACUCAUGAGGUGGUGAGAUCUAUGGAAUUUGUUGAAAACGGGUGUCUGCCAUGUCCAGUCAUUAUUUUGACAAUAAUGUAUAUGCAGAAAAUAAUGAACUCGAAUCUACAAUUUUGAUAGAAGGAAUUGUUUGGGAACAACGGAAUUCUCAGGAAGAGGCAGCAAUGAAUGUGAAUGAAGGUAAUAAGAGCAUCCUGGAAGACAGUCGAAAUGAGACUUUUCUGUCUGUAAAUGAAGCGGGCAAUACUACAGAAUACUUUUCCGUACUAGAAAUGACUGAUGAUAGUGUCAUGAAUGAUUUGAAUUUAACAGCAGUUAAUCCAACUGUUGUUGAUGAAAGCAGUUUUUGUCAAAAUGUAUGUGAAGAUGAAGAAGCAACUGAGCAAUCAAAUAUUUUGCAACCCAUUUUAUACGAAAUUGAGGGGUCUGAUGAGUACUUAGCUGUUCAAGUCACUUGUGAUGAGGAAGGAAUAAUGAGAAGGAUACAGUAUAGAAUGAGACAAAAUGAAAAUGGCGAUUUGGAACCAAUAGUUGGGACAACAGAAAUAUUGCCAAUUGAUGAAGACAUUAAUUUAGACGACUUGCAAGAAAACAUACUUGAAAAUGAAAAAAUUGGCAAACAGGAACAAGUAGAAGAAGAAGACGAUUAUAAUGAUUUUAAAGAAGUUCAACACAAUUCCAUAGAACGGAACCCUUUAGACCCACAGUUAAAAAUAAAAAUGGAAGAUCAUACAGAUGGUACAAUUCCUGACUUUCCUAAUAAUAGUGAAGUAGAUCCCUUUCAAAAUGAUAAAAUUAAUUCACAAGAAAAACAAUCGGUUUCUGUGAUAGAAUCAGUUUCUAAUAAACAAGAUUGGAUAAAAAACGAAAUAUUGCAAGAAUCAUCCACGGACUCCGAUUUCACAUUGGAUUUGGACGGUCUUGAAGAUAGUUACGUGAAUGUUAUGGAUUCCAUGGAGUGUCCAAAUGUUCAAAACGACGGUCCACCUUCAGAGCUCUUUUCAGACCCGACCGUCAAUGACAACAUAACAGAAAACGAAACAAAUUUAACCGAACAUAAUUUAGCAUUGACUUAUUCUAAUUCUAAAGACCCUGAUUUAUAUACACAUCUCAAUUCUGAAGUCAUAAUCACUCGCGUCCGCCAAGGUAUACGUAAUUUUAUGGAAAGUCCUGAUAAUUCUGAUGACGGGCUCUCGUCAGACGGUGAGAAUGCGGAAAAUACCGAAAAUUCCCCUAAAAUAUUAAAAAACAACGUGAAAUCUUCCGAAGACAACGCUAGUUCCAGUGAAUCAGAUAUGGGUGAAUAUCACCUCACUGAGACUGUCGAAAAUGACGUCACAACAUCAAAAGUGUUGGAAAAGACGAACCUAUUUCAAGUUAACAACAAUACCAACAGCAUAAAAGUAUUUAAAUCUCCACAGCAGCAACAACAACAGAGCAUUUUAAUGGAUAAAACAAUGAACAGUAAAUCAAAUGGUGAUCUCAAAACGAGCAAGAAUCAGGUAUAUUACGUACUAAAACACCCUGAAAAAGAAAACGUGGCAAUACCUCGCGUUAAUACAAACAAAACAUAUAAAGUCAAUCCUAGAAGUAUAUUAAAGACGUCCUUUGUUCAAUUGGAACAUCAACAUCAAAAUGAGACAAAAAGCGAGAUUAUUAAACAAGAAAACAAAAACUCCACGAAUAUUCCAAUUGAAAAGAUCGACAAGAGGUUUGCAAGAAACAAAGAAAUUAUGCAAGCAAUCCUGUUCCAAAAUUACAUUGCUAAAACUACUAUCCCUCAUGCACCUGUGAGGCAAGGACGAAUGCCAAGGAAGCAAAAAAUCAAACCUGUUGAACGUGCUGACGAAGAAAUCAUAGUCAAAGAAGUUGCCGUUUCGUCUGAGGGUUUCGUGGAAAUCCCCGAAGAAAACCUACUCCCAAAAGCCAACGUUGAAAUCGUUCAGUUAUCAGAUUCAGAAAACGAUUUAGAUUCGAAACAACAUGAACAUGGAAUCCGCCAAUCGAGAAGGUACAAGUCAGAUGUUUCAGAAAUUAUAAUAAGCGAUAGUGAGGAUGAAUGUGGUGAGACAGUCAAAAUUGUCCAAAUAGACCUUUCCGCAGAUUCAGACGAAGAUGACAAUAAUCGGUCCGAUUUUAAAGAAAAAAAUACAAAAAAAACACGAGGAAGACCAAGAAAGAACGCCCAAAAAGCAGAAACGGUAAGUAAUAUUUCUAUUUUGAAGAGGAAGCGCGGCAGACCACCAAAGAAAAAGCCAAUCACGGACGAAGAAAGAAAUAACGAAUCAGUUUCUUCUCCGAAAAAGCAGCGAACUGACGAAAGCGAGAAUACCAGAAGUAUUAGCGAUGACACCUCUUCAUCAAAAUUAGACAGCAGUGAAGAAAAGGCCGAAAACCAUUGCCCCAAGUGUUCCAAAUCCUUCCCUAGCAAAUCAAGCUUGAAAACACAUUUACAAUAUCAUACGUUCCAAGAAGCGAGUGCCAGAAGAACUAAUAUGCGUUUAACAAGCUCAAUUCCAACACCGUCGGAAAGGUAUCAGUGCCACAAGUGCGGAGAGAUAUUCAAGAACAACGCUCUUCUGAACAAACAUGAGAAGCUUCACAACUCGAAUUCUCUAGAAUGUCACGUGUGCCACAAAGUUUUCACCGAACUCGCUCAACUGAGCACCCACAAGCGAUCUCACGUCAAAGAGCAAAUGUUUAAAGCUACUGUACCUCCAAAGAUUUCCCCGAAACCAUGCAAAUCAUCGAAAGUCUUCAAAACACCACCUCCGCUCAAAUGUCCUGUAUGCAUGAAAACGUUUGCCAACGUGUUGACUCUUAAUACGCACAAAAACAACUUCCAUCGGCAGUUUUCGUGUAGGACGUGCACGAAACAUUUCUAUUCUAAGGUUGCAUGGGAAUCACACGUUAAGAACAGCUGUGUGAAACCGAAAUCACCCGAGAAACGUCGACUGUCUCUCAAUGUGAGAAAAUCAUUUGUUGUACCUCCGCAACCUCAGAGGGCGUCGCGACGACUGUCAGUCAAGGGACGACGUAAAAGUAACGGUAAACAGCAACCCCAAUCGUGUGUCAAUCCUGAUCUUAACGCGACAGAGAGGACGAGAACGCCAGCAGGGGUAGUUAAAGCCCCAUGUAACAUGUGCGAGGUUGUUUGUUUAUCGUUUAAACAUUUGUUCCAACAUAAGGUGACCAAACACGGACUCGAAACUCCGGACAAGAGCGUUAUUGAGAACCCAGUUAAAAAAACUCUCUUCAAAGACAGAGCUGAUCAAGGUGGCGUGCCGGUUACAACGAGAAUCGGCAACGCGUGGGCGGGUCUUAAGAAUAAAAUAGACUGACGCAUACGCAUUUCGCUGGAAUGCGAGAUAAAGAACUAAUAGACUAAUAGACUUAACAAGUGAGUAGUAGUAACGUGUAAUUACUUAUAAGUGUGUGUGAAUGUGUGUGUAUAAGACAGAGAGCGUUGUGAUAUGGGGAAUGCUUUAAACAAAACAAAUGCAGAUUUUUG
Molecule: messenger RNA, 3572 nt
Organism: Agrilus planipennis (emerald ash borer)
Lineage: Eukaryota; Metazoa; Arthropoda; Insecta; Coleoptera; Buprestidae
Exons: 4
Coding region: 112-3402 (1096 amino acids)
Biological process (GO): regulation of DNA-templated transcription
Molecular function (GO): DNA-binding transcription factor activity, RNA polymerase II-specific; RNA polymerase II cis-regulatory region sequence-specific DNA binding
Source: RefSeq, a predicted model, not a curated record